AUGGGGAGCGGCGCGCGCGCUCGUUCGCGGUCGUUCAAGCCGCGGGAUAACUUCGCGGUGGAGGAGUCCCACCGCGCGUCGACCUCACCUCCCGGGGAGACGAGCGGCGGCGGCGGCGCGGCGUCGCUCGCUGCGGCGAGGCUCUCGUUUGGCCACGGCGCUUCGUCCGAUGGGAUUCGGGGAUCGGGGCUGGGUCCCGCCGCCUCCGUCGCGGGCGAGCCGUGUCGAGCUUGCAGGGCCGCGGGGGCGUCCACGUCCGGUACGCACCGCGGCGGCGCGACGGGGAGGAGCCCACCGCGGAUGAGCUCCGAGCUCGCGCGCGCGCUCGCCGCCGACGCGCAGGUGGCCGUCGCCAUCGAUCAACCCCACGCUGUCGCGGACGACGACGAGCCGGGGGGCGACGCGCAGCCGCGAUGCACGUGCGGCAGGGGGUGGAACGAACGCGUCAGGAGGCUGAGCGAGACCAUCGCGCAGGGACUCGUCGCAGCGACGGUGCCCGCGACGCGCGGUGCCCACGACGCGACGAACGAACGAAUCGGAAUCGGAAUCGGAACCGCCGGCGGGGGAGGCGUCAGUGACUCACCGACGUGCGACGACGACAUCCUCCUCUACGACGGCAGCGACGAGGGGAGGGCGCGGGAGGAGGCGGCGUCGGUGGCGGAGACACGCGGCGAAGAGCCCGGUGACUCACCGACCGGUGACUCACGGCCCGGUGACUCACCGGGAGGCGGUGACUCACCGGGAGUCAUCCCGUGCGACGCGUGUCCGUCGUGCGACGACGCGUGCGGCGUCCAAAACUGCGCGACGUGCGGCGGCCCGCGCGGGUAUCGAACCGGAGACGUCGAGGCGCUGAACGGUGGAUCUUAUCGCAUGGCGCCCCCGGAGGAGGUGGCGGCGGCGGUGGACAUCGCGACGGCGGCGGCGGCGAACCCUCGACGAACGGGAUGGGGUCGAAGCGUCGGAGCCACGGACGACGACGCGCUAAACCCAAAACUAAACCUAGGGACGGGGGGUUUGCUCGUCGCGGGUGAUACUAAGGGCAAGAAGAGACGGGAGAGCGUGCCGCUGACGUGCUGCCAGGUGAGACGUCAUCGCCACGAGGGAUCGCUGUGGCUCGUCGCCAACGGCAGGGUCUACGACGCCACCCUGUUCAUGUACGAUCACCCGGUGGGACCCGCGCCGAUGCUGAGGGGCAGCGGGCGGGAUAACACGGAGGACAUGGAGAUGCACUCGGGGGCGGCGCAGCGCGCGUGGCGGCGGCUGAGAAUCGGGCACCUCGUGCCGUGCCCGGCGGCGGGAUACGGGUAUUUCAACCCGCCGCCGCGAGAGAGCCGGUGCGCUAUCCAGUGA
This is a messenger RNA of Micromonas commoda, 1350 nucleotides long. RefSeq lists its product with no specific name. Gene Ontology annotation, cellular component: intracellular membrane-bounded organelle; membrane. The transcript has a single exon. Lineage: Eukaryota; Viridiplantae; Chlorophyta; Mamiellophyceae; Mamiellales; Mamiellaceae. Gene Ontology annotation, molecular function: heme binding. Bases 1 to 1350 code for a protein of 449 amino acids. The record is from RefSeq and is a predicted model, not a curated record.